Molecule: messenger RNA, 2871 nt
Organism: Pomacea canaliculata
Lineage: Eukaryota; Metazoa; Mollusca; Gastropoda; Architaenioglossa; Ampullariidae
Product: zinc finger protein 33A-like
Exons: 2
Coding region: 742-1332 (196 amino acids)
Biological process (GO): regulation of transcription by RNA polymerase II
Cellular component (GO): nucleus
Molecular function (GO): DNA-binding transcription factor activity, RNA polymerase II-specific; RNA polymerase II transcription regulatory region sequence-specific DNA binding
Source: RefSeq, a predicted model, not a curated record
GAGCAGACGGCUGUACGAGUAACUACAUUUGUAGCACCGGCUCGCACUGGGCUGUGGACACCAUAGGUGCAAAGCUCCACACUUCUUCUCUCCACCAGUGCCCUGUCGCUGGAACAGGGACCCGUGGCCCUCUUCAGUGAAUUUUUUUUCAGACUGGAGAGAGAGAAACCUGGUGAAACUGACAGUUAACAAGCAGACUGUAGGAGCAGACGACCGACAUAACCGCAAAUAUGGAGGGAGCAGGAUCGCUGGUACACGGACCUCUGAGGCCUAUUCCAGUCCACUGUCAGAGAUCUGUCCCCAGCAUUCUUGACCCGCUGCUCUACUCCUUUCCUCUACCCGUGGGACUCGACUUGAGAAUGCCAUGGAAACCGUUGCUUUUUGGAAGAGCGGACAAGUCCCUGAGCAUGACGUCACCCGAGGGGCAUCCGUUUACUGGCUGCUUCUCGCUUUACGAACAGCUGCGCCAUCACCAGGCGAUGCUGAGGGAAGAAAGGUUAGCAGCUACCCUGCCCAAAACCUCAUCCGCCACGGUACCCGUCAUUACCCCGGCUUGUCCUGUGACGUCACCACUUCCAGCAGCGUCUGCGUCUGGGACUUUGCCGAGCGUGUUUGUGCUGAAUCCACCCAGGUCGUCGCCUCCCACGAAUGCGACAGCGGCGGCCGUAGGAGAGGAUAGAGGAGUGAGUGGUGGUGGUGGUGUGGUGGGGUGUACCCGGCACUGGAGUUUCGCACCCGUUGAUGUCGCCGCUGUUGCCAGUUGAUGCUGGUCAGGGGCCAGGAAUCUCACCGUACGGCCGCAAGCUCUUUCCCUGCCCGCAGUGCCGCUACACCACGGACAGGCGCAACAACCUCAAGCGGCACAUGCUGACGAUGCACCAGGUGUCCGGCAAGCUGCUGGAGUGCUGCGGCGUCCUCUUCCAGACCAAGGCGUCGCUGCGCGAGCACGCGCUCAUCUUCCAUUACCACGGCUACACGUGCUUCUACUGCGGCCGCCGCUUCUGCCGCAAGGCGUUGCUCAAGCGCCACCUGUCGGUGCACAACGGCCAGAAGGAGUUCCUGUGUUCCGUCUGCGACUACGCCACCAGCCACAAGAGCAACCUGGAGCGCCACCGCCGAGUGCACGUGCGGCAAGAAGACGACCGUGAAGGCGGUGACGUCACUGGACACAGUGACGAGGGCGACGGACGCUUUGUGGAUGACGUCAAGUCCAACGUUAGCGAUGACGUUAAAUCGACGUCGAGUGAGGCCACGUGGCACGAGGACGACAGCAGUGACGUAGUGUCUGUGUGUUCGGAGGACGAUGAGGAGAUUAACGUUCACAGCGAUUAAAAAGAUGGCAGCUCGCACGCUGCUGAUGCACGUUGACUAAACCAUGCAACAAACGCUAGUAGGAUGGGGGCGGGGCAGAUAUCCUGCUUGUUGAUUGGUCCGUUCUCAAGAACAAAGAUGAAUUUAUUAUCUUUUUGUCUCGUCUGUCUUUAUUUAAGUAGACAGAAAUCAAUUGGCGGCAACAGCUGCGCGUGCGGACGGGCUCGAGCUGAAGCUAUUCACAGAAAUCGGGUUUCGAUAAACUCUCGUAAAAACUUUUACGUUGUUACUGUCUGGGUGGCGAACCUGUUCAGCUGCACUUUGGUGAAAGACUAUCGAUAGCUUGUCAUGUUUGUUGUCAGCAGCACAAACACGACUUAACGGACGACAAUCAUGUAGCACGUGACGAGUUUGUGUACAGAGGGGGGUGAUGGUCACUUAAAAUGUUUUGCCACUGGUGACCUCGCGUCAGUUGUGAGGUCAGCCUUCUGUUUCGGACUUUAUCGACACAAGUAGCAUUGUAGUCUCUGCAUGAACACUUAUCGAGGGCUGCACCGUGCUUUGCUCUUUGUGGUUCUGUCUGUGUAUUCUGUUUGUGUCCAUGUUUGUAUCUUUAUCACUCGCGCACCCCUUGGACCGGAAGUGAUUCCGGUUCCUCGUAGACCUCAAAGGUCAAAAGAUCGUGGCAUCCCUGGGGGAUGAUGGGGUUGAUUUAUUAUACCUACCGCUUCAGUUCGGGCAAUGGGACCUAUAAUAGCUGUGGACUGCAGGUUAGCAAACCUCGGGGGUAAACGGAUCAGAAGCACAUCAACGGAGGGGAAGGCGAGGCAGAUAUUGUCUCACCAUGGCAACAGUCCCAGUACCUUGUGUAGUCGGUAAACAUGUGUACAAAAAUAGCUCCACUAGAAUGUUAUUUCAGUGAGGAGUCUGUCGUUGACUGUAUCCUGUGGCUGACUACACCCUGUCGCCAUGUGGAUGUGCCUUGUUCGUCCUCACACUGUGCGAUGAUCUGACGAUUUGCUGAUUUUAUUGUGUAAACAUUUUCUUCAACAAGUCGGCAUGGUUGGUAUCAUUCUUUUAGAUGUUUGUACAAACAAAAUAAUGCUCUAAAGGCGACAGGAUAGAACUGCUCUGAGCGCUUCAAGAUAAUCUCGUUGAACUAGGGAGGUCACGUGACGUGCAUGUUUGUGAGUGUGAAAUGGGGAGUACGACAGGGGGAGGGGCGAGGGACAAGAAUCGUAUCAUCAUGUUGUCUUGGAGCAAUGCUGACAUGCUCGAACAUGUGGGGUGCUGGGGUUGGAGAUGGUACGUGGUGCCGCUCAACCGGUUGGGUGAGAUGAGAGCCUCGUUUUGAUUGGCUGCCAAAAGGUUGUUAUGCGUCACCAUGCCUUGUGCGUCUCGACGGUCGGUCUUUUGAAAAAAACACGUUUUCUGGUAAAUUAUUCACGUGUUUUCACAUUCGAGAACGAUGUUUACACACGCCUGGCUUAGCCGAAGGCAUUACUGCUAAAAAUACAAUCAUGCAUUUAAAUAAUUAAAGUAAUUUAUUGACAAAGAGAA